This is a messenger RNA of Dipodomys ordii (Ord's kangaroo rat), 1526 nucleotides long. RefSeq names its product loss of heterozygosity, 12, chromosomal region 1 (gene Borcs5). The record is from RefSeq and is a predicted model, not a curated record. The coding region runs from base 729 to 1220 and encodes 163 amino acids. The transcript has 3 exons. Gene Ontology annotation, cellular component: synaptic vesicle membrane; BORC complex; cytoplasmic side of lysosomal membrane. NCBI's taxonomy places the organism in Eukaryota, Metazoa, Chordata, Mammalia, Rodentia, Heteromyidae. Gene Ontology annotation, biological process: positive regulation of anterograde synaptic vesicle transport; lysosome localization; organelle transport along microtubule.
AAGGGGGAAGCCGGCUGCUGCUCUUCCACAGCCAUCAGAACCAAACUUAGUGUGCAUGCUGGACGGGGUGACAGGAUGGGGACCAUGGUUACCAUCGACAACAGAUCUAAGGCAUCCCAAACACAUUGGAACAUUUUAUAAUUCAGCAUGGAAUAUCCAGACAGAUAGUGUUUUAAAUUUCUCCUUUGAUCCCAGAUCCUCCUGACUUAGUGGUCCCUAAUUUUACAGGUAGGGAUGUGAGGAUGUGACAUUUGGCUGUGUUCUGCCUGAGAUAACAGUGCAGAAAGAGAAUCAGGAAAGCACUGGAGAUCACCACAGGCCACAAAACUGCGGCCCCAGCACAGUCCGCCAGGCUCCCUUAAGAUGGCCUGGGCCCAGCCACAGGUGGGCCCCAGGACAGGCAGCAGUAAUGAACUGGUGUAGUAAUCAAUCAGUAGUGUAGUAAUCAGUCAGUGUAGUAAUUAGCAGUGUAGGCUGAGGCACAUUGCAGGCAUCUGGGACUGCUACCAAGGCAGGUCCACUUCCGGUCUCUUGGAUGCAUGUGUCUGUGCGGGCCUCCUUGCUUACUCCCUUGUCUUGUCCUAAGUGCACAUGCUGUGUUAUGUAAAAGUGGGCUUGCUGAUGGUGUGGGAAGCCUCUUUGCUGGGCUGGGGCUCAGGGCAGCCGGCCAGCUUUCUGGAGCCGUCUGACUCUUUCUAGCAACCCCUCCUGCCAAGCACCGAGCCAAGAUGGGCGACAUCGUGGUGGUGGCUCAGGGCUCGCAGGCCUCGCGGAACGUCAGCAACGAUCCGGACGUCAUCAAGCUGCAAGAGAUCCCAGCUUUCCAGCCCCUUCUGAAAGGGCUCCUGAGCGGCCAGACCUCACCGAGCAACGCCCGUCUGGAGAAGCUGGACGCGCAGCAGGUGCUGCAGCUGUGCCUGCGGUACCAGGACCACCUGCACCAGUGCGCCGAAGCCGUGGCCUUCGACCAGAACGCCCUGGUCAAGCGGAUCAAGGAGAUGGACCUGUCGGUGGGCGCCCUGUUCGGCUCCAUGCAGGAGCGGCAGAAGCGCUUUGCCAGGUACGCCGAGCAGAUUCAGAAGGUGCAGGAGAUGUCGGCCAUCCUGCGGCGCGUGCAGCUGGGCAUCGACCAGACCCUGCCGCUCAUGGAGCGGCUCAACAGCCUACUGCCCGAGAGCGAGCGGCUGGAGCCCUUCAGCAUGAAGCCCGAGCGCCUCUAGAGCAGCCCCUCCGGCCUCUCCCCUUCCUCUGCCUGGCCAGGUGGAGGCCGGCAGGGGCACUGGGGCAGAGGUGGGGGGAGAGCAGCUGGGUCUUGGCCACCAAGGCAGCCUCCCCUCCCCCGCCCUCGUGGACGGCGCCAUGCCAAAGUGGGGCCCCUCAGCGUGGCUGGGGUUGGGACAUUGGGAUUGUUAGGAAUUCCUCAAAGAACCCCACAGUGUUGUUUUCAUUUCACGUUUAAAGCAAACCAAACGUUCACCGUGUAGGGACAAAAAUGGACAUGUGGAAGGAGGAGGCGUGAGAAAGCU